Molecule: messenger RNA, 249 nt
Organism: Entrophospora sp. SA101
Lineage: Eukaryota; Fungi; Glomeromycota; Glomeromycetes; Entrophosporales; Entrophosporaceae
Source: the annotation of a GenBank genome assembly
AUGAUAUGUUGUUGGAAGGAGUUGUCAGUUGUUACAGCGGUUGUUACAGUGGUAAUGAUGGGAGUGGAAGAUGAGAGUAGUAAACAAGAACAACAGUUGAAAACACAGAAUGGAUCGUCAAUAACACAACUUGGUGCUUUAGAAGAUGACGAAUUUGAAGAAUUCAAUGCUGAAGAGCAUGUAUCGACAGAACUUAAUUUCAAGGGAUACAUGAGUAGAGCUCGUCAAGAUAAAUUUAUGGCGAGAUAA